Xiphophorus hellerii (green swordtail) is the source of this 2071-nucleotide messenger RNA. RefSeq names its product claudin-8-like. The coding region runs from base 1073 to 1759 and encodes 228 amino acids. The record is from RefSeq and is a predicted model, not a curated record. Gene Ontology annotation, molecular function: structural molecule activity. The transcript has a single exon. Gene Ontology annotation, cellular component: membrane; bicellular tight junction. NCBI's taxonomy places the organism in Eukaryota, Metazoa, Chordata, Actinopteri, Cyprinodontiformes, Poeciliidae.
UUUAUGUUUACACUGUAUUUCUUACACUGCCUGAACUGUUUUUGGAGUUGGCUCUUUUUGGCUUUAAUCUCAUUGUACAUAAGUACAGUGAAAAUGAAAUUAAUUCAUUCAUCCCUUCAUUUAGCAGUAUGAAUGACCACACACACACACACGCCAACGCACACACACCCCCGCACAUGCAAAGGAGAUUUCAGCAGACCAGUCAGAAUUGAACAUCAAGACUACCUGCAUGAAUGUAAUCUUAGUGAGAGUGUAUUUUUAAAUCUAAACCUUUAUGUUUAAUUUUAACACUGUAUAGAUUGAGGAAAUAUAAACUAAAUUUAAACUUGUGCACCCAAUUUUUUAUAUUUCAAUUAGUACUUUAUGUGAAUAGAGAAAGUUGUCUGGUAUUGGGGUAUUAUAUACUAUCCACUUAAGCAUUUAAAAAGUAUAUUUUCAUACAAUUAUUCCAUACAGAAAAAACGAAUAACUUAAAUUCAUGCUCGAAACCCCUCAGAUUAAUAAAAUGCAUUCAAUAGCUGGGGAUAUAUACAGUUCUCUCUAGUACCAUCAUGCUGUUUUCCUCAAACUAACCAUAAAAUGUAUUCCCCUCUUUCUGAAAUAAUAAAAUUUUCAGUUUUAGGAAUUUGAGUUACAGCAGUUUUUUAAAUCAGGAUUUCUUUGCGACGCAUGCAAACGUGGACCACCUGAUUUUUAACAUUCUAUGUUUUUUGAAGGGUAAACUAACUGGGGAAGGAACAGAAAGUUAUACUUGUAGAUUUAGUCACAACUGAACACCUGUGCAGCUAGAAUGUUGACCCGUCAGGUUAUCCAUUGUCUUUUAACACAUGUACAUUGUUCAUUAUGCAUGACAAGGAGUGUUGGCUUUUUGUUUUUUAAGACAAAGACUGUAGUUUAGUUUCCCUUUACUGAAACCACUUGUUACUUUAAGGUUAAGAUGAUUCCAAUCAGCAGGGUGACAUCGCAUGCAUUGUGACACUAUCAGAUUUAGAGCCUUGUAAAACAGACAGGCUAGGUAGUACCUGCAUUAGACAAGAAAGACAAGUCGAGAUCGUACUUCUUACACUAAACCAUGAAACAGAAGCUGGAAAUUGUAGCCCUGGUCCUGGGCUUCUUUGGCCUAUUUGGGACAAUAGCUGUUACAGCUCUGCCUACCUGGAAGGUCUCUGCCUUCAUUGGGGCUAAUCUUAUAGUCAUGGAGGAACUGUGGGAAGGCCUGUGGAUGACCUGCUACAGACAGAUUAAUAUCAAGAUGCAGUGCAAGGUCUACGACUCACUAUUGAUUCUCCCAGCCGAGCUGCAGGCGGCCAGAGGAUUCAUGUGCGUCUCCAUCGCCCUGGUUUUCAUUGCCUUGAUUGUCACAGCUUUUGGAAUCCAGAGGAGCAACUGUUUUGGUGACAACAUGAAGAGCAAAAACAUCAUUCUGGCCGUCGGGGGAUGUUUGUAUCUGAUUUCGUUUCUGACCACACUCAUUCCUGUCAGCUGGGUGGGUCAGUCGAUUAUCAGGCAGUUCUACAAUCCAACUGUGCUGGACGCUCAGAAACGAGAGAUAGGACAAGCCAUCUUUAUUGGCUGGGGAACGUCUGGUGUGUUACUGGCCACUGGAAUCAUCGUGCUCAUCAGAUACAGCAAACGAAGAUCCAAAGAAGAUCUCUACCAGGGUGAAUACAUUAUGGAGGAAAAGAGUGCCAUCAAAGAGGACAGUGUAUAUCUCGCCCAGACAGCAUCCGGCAUGCAUAAAUUUCAAGAAUAUGUGUAAAUAAUUGUUAAUUUUUGCUUUCCGCUGAAUGUAUUUAUUUGCAUUUAAAAAUUACAAUGUGUAGCCUAAGAAAAACUUCACAAGCUGAUCUGCACAUGCCUGUCAAAAUUAAGGGCUUUAGUGACUCACAGAGCUACUGGGAGAAGCUCUUUACAUCAGUUGGCUACUUUACUACAAGCAGUACCGGUAACAAAUGUUCUUUACCAUUCAACCAAUUUUGUACAUAAAAAGUAUUCAUUUAUUAAGAGUAAUUUUUCUUUUAAUUUUAUUUUUAACAAAUGCACUUCUCUCUGCAUGUACUUGACGCUUUUG